UUGAGAAAGCUUGUAGCCAAAGCACGGCAGCACAGUGCUCGGCCGGGGCUGGUAUUUAUGGGUGCAGGUGUGACAAAAGGCAGCAGCUUGGUGGAUGUACGCACCUCCCCUGGGCUCAGAUCUCUCCUAUCUUCCCCCAACAGCUGGCUUUCCCCCUGCACAUCUGGAGGCCAAGAUGGAGGCACCUCUUGAAAAAGCUCUUGAGGUUAUGGUAAACACCUUCCACAAAUAUUCUGGCGGAGACGGUGACAAAUAUAAGCUCAAUAAGUCUGAGAUGAGAGAGUUGCUUCUUCAAGAGAUGCCUGCUUUUGUCAGGGGGAAGAUCGAUGAACCUGGGUUUGAAUAUUUGAUGAAGAAACUAGACAGCAAUGAGGAUGAGGAGUUGGAUUUCCAGGAGUAUGCGGUCUUCUUAGCUCUCGCUGCUUCUCUCUGUAACGAAUUCUUCCGAGAGUGUUCUGACGAGAACAACCGGAAGAGAUGAGGUUGAUGUUUUUGAGGGGCCCUCUGAUUAGACCCAAUCUGGGGGCAAAAUGUACAGUAAUAAAGAUGGUUGAAAGAAA
Molecule: messenger RNA, 560 nt
Organism: Eublepharis macularius
Lineage: Eukaryota; Metazoa; Chordata; Lepidosauria; Squamata; Eublepharidae
Product: protein S100-A4-like
Exons: 3
Coding region: 95-481 (128 amino acids)
Cellular component (GO): cytoplasm
Molecular function (GO): transition metal ion binding; calcium ion binding
Source: RefSeq, a predicted model, not a curated record